Cryptomeria japonica (Japanese cedar) is the source of this 856-nucleotide messenger RNA. Its product is annotated as probable small nuclear ribonucleoprotein F. NCBI's taxonomy places the organism in Eukaryota, Viridiplantae, Streptophyta, Pinopsida, Cupressales, Cupressaceae. The record is from RefSeq and is a predicted model, not a curated record. Gene Ontology annotation, biological process: mRNA splicing, via spliceosome; spliceosomal snRNP assembly. Gene Ontology annotation, cellular component: catalytic step 2 spliceosome; U1 snRNP. Bases 299 to 472 code for a protein of 57 amino acids. The transcript is spliced from 6 exons. Gene Ontology annotation, molecular function: RNA binding.
CUUAUGUUCAUGGAAAGAAUGUGACAGUAUAUUUCAACUAUAUCGACAUAGGUGGCGCCUGCAUACAUUAUUCAAGCUCGUUCUGCGAAUGAAUUAGCUCUGUCUUACUGAGUAGACUUUCUACAUAGCAGUGGAACUUAUUGACAGAGAUUAGUGUGGCAGUUGCUUCUUUCUGGUGGAUUGCCCAAAGUUGAAGGUUAGAAGACUUGGGUAGAUAAUGGCGACUGUACCAGUGAACCCAAAGCCAUUUUAAAAUAAUCUGACCGGAAAACCUGUUAUUGUGAAAUUAAAAUGGGGCAUGGAGUACAAAGGUUAUUUGGUGUCAGUUGAUUCCUAUAUGAAUCUGCAGUUAGCUAGCACUGAGGAGUAUGAUAAUGGGCAGUUCAAAGGCAACCUUGGAGAAGUUUUAAUCAGGUGCAACAAUGUACUAUAUUUGCGUGGUGUGCCUGAAGAUGAAGAUAUUGAAGAAUGAGUGCAGUCCUUAAAAAGGUGACUUUUAAGGAGUGUUUAUACUUUUUUGAAUUCCUGCCAAUGGCCAAGUCAUAUUCUGCACUAGAUGCUGCCGGGUGCAAUAAUAUUCAAUUAUUUCUUAGAAGUUCAAAAUAAAAAAAAAUCAAUUGUUUCAUCAAUUCUGUGUUGAUGCAUCGUCUGCAGCUCCAUUCCGGAUCAUAAUUGUCUGGUUUAUUGUAAGCGGGGAAUAUUUCAAUAAUUUGAGUUUAUUCUAGCUGGUUAGAGACGGUUAAAGGAAUAUGUAGAAAUCAAUUCACAAGAGCCCAAAAGAAUAUGUAGAAAUCAAUUCACUAAGAGCCCAAUAGUUUGACACCCCACAAUUAAUCAUGAGAUGAUUUUUACUUCA